GAAGCUAGGUAAACAAACUGGGGGAGGAGUGAAAAUAGGCAGCAGGGACUUUGCAGGCUGUGGGCUUUCGGGGAAUCUUUUAUAUCGUUUAUAUUCAUUUUUUUUUUUUACAAUUUGUAGUUGUCUGUUUCCUACACACUUUUAAUACUUUGAUACUCCGACCUCGACACUUUUUUGAACAGCUGAAAUUCGCCUGACUUUGUUGCAACGGGGCUAACAUUAGUUAGCUUGUUACCGUCGGCAACAAAUAACGUAAACGUCAGUUGCCUACUUCGCAAGGUUUGAUUUGAAGAACCAGCAAAUACAAAAACGAACAAAUUGUUCUCGUGUUUUAGCUUAUAUAUAGCAAUACUUGUUGAGAAACAAUAUAGUAGUCAACCUGUCGCCCGUUCAAAAAUAAUUCUGCCCCAGUCGCUAACAGUAUCAUACCAACACGUAUCGUUAGCCUCAGCAGAAUGACGGCAGUGCAGCUGAUUAAUAUCCAGAGGUUAUUGGAAGCUGCGGAAUAUCUAGAAAGAAGAGAACGAGAAUGUGAACACGGAUAUGCCUCGACGUUUCCAGCUAUUCAGAACACAAAUUACCAGAGACAACGGAAGUUUCGAAACAAAAAGUACAACAACAACCACAACAGGUCCACACACAACGAGCUAGAGAAGAACCGGCGAGCCCACCUCCGACUGUGUCUGGAGCGAUUGAAGGCUCUCAUCCCACUGGGCCCAGACUGCAACCGUCACACCACCUUGGGCUUGCUCAACAAAGCCAAAGGACAUAUUAAGAAACUUGAAGAGGCGGACCGGCGGAGUCAGCACCAGCUGGAGUGUCUGGAGCGCGAGCAGCGGCACCUCCAGAGGCAGCUGGACCUGCUGCAGGGCGGCGGCGGCGUGCUGGUCUCGUCCCCCUCGCCCUCCUCCUCGCCCUGCUCGGCCGGCGGCGAGGGAGAGCGGAUACGCAUGGACAGCGUGGGGUCCACCCUGUGCUCCGACCGCUCGGAUUCCGAUCAAGAAGAGAUUGAGGUGGAUGUGGAGGGCACCGAGUUCUCCCAUGGCGAGCUGGACAGUGCCAGCACGGCCAGCACCAGUGACCUGGACGACCACAGCAGCCUGCAGAGUGUGGCCAGUGACGAGGGCUACUCCAGCUGCAGCGUCAAACUGGCCUCCUAGAGACUCCCCAACCACCACCCCCCCCACACACACACACACACGCACAAAUACACCACCAACCAGCCGCCCACCACUAUUCUCCUCCGACUCCACGUCCUGCUUCUCCUCGUCACCUCCACCGCUACCCUCUGUCUGCCCAUGUCCCCACUCCCAUGGUCCCACGCUCCCCAGCCCGCACUCCAGACCCAACCUACAGACUCAACUCUGGCUCUAUCCCUGCGGAAAAAGGCCACCAACACCACCACCACUAGCCCUCCCAUCCUAGCAGGAAGGUCUCAGCAGCCUCCCUCCUCUCUACACCCUACUGGAAAAAUCAUCUCGGGCAGACCGGUGACGAGUGUGUGUUUGUGGCUGCACGAGAACCUGUGCUCAAGGGUGUGUGUGUGUGUGUGUGUGUGUCGCAUGAGGAGCGUUGCGAAAAGCACUCAAAAAUGGGGGGAUUUGUACGAUGUCAUUGCAUUUUUUGUGUUGCAUAUGGCCUUCGAUGUGCGCCUCUUAAGCUUCAGAAACACACCGAAAGCCACCAAAGCACUUCCUGCUGUGUGUUACGAGCAAGGAAUGGGGUUUGGGAGUAGAUUCUUGAACAAAGGCUUUUGACGUGUCCACCACAAAAAAAGCCCACCUCAUCACCUUGUUAGGUUUGGUUUGAAUUCGCAACUGCAGUGGGCAUAUAGGAAUUUUUAUACUUGUGUGGUUUUGAAACGGAGAGUACAAGACGUCCCAUCGAAUUCAAGAUUCACGUAUGUACUGAAAAUAAAGACCAAAAAAAAAAUACAAGCACUUAAAAUCGAAACCUGUUACUCUAGGGUUUUUCAUUUCAAGCUCAGUCUUAUUGUUAGUCAUCGUGUGAAUCCUGAACUGACAACCUUUCGUCAACGUCGGCCCUGUUUUUCAUCUGCCGACAAGACCACGAACAAGUAGAAUUUUUCGGAAUGCAUUGUAGUGUGUACGUGUGUUUGGUUUUGUGGGGGAGCGGGGACUUGCAAAAGCGUAAUUUGCCAUAUCAACAAUUGUUUUGGGGCCCGCUUCUCUUGCUUCCGUGUUUAUUGUUUAGAUGGUGUUUUUUGUUCCUUUUUUUGCUGUUUUUUUCCCCCCCAGUUUUUGUUUUUAUUUGUACCGGCCGUUGGCUGGCACAAACGUCGUCAUUGGUGCUAUGUGAACACCUGAGGCCCGGGUCGCUGCCCUGCAGCACCUCACCGCCCACCAAAAACAAGCACUCUCAGUCCAGCCCCGCCCUCCCCUCUCCCCUCUGGUGUUAUUGGGGUGUAUUGGGGGAGUGGCGUCCAACCCAAAAGCAGCUACCGCCACCACCACUUCCUCUUCUCCUCUCUGCACUUGCUUACAAAGUAGGUGUCCAUAGCAACUGGCUCAAUAUUUAAGGAAAAAAAAAAGAAAAUGGAAAAUAAAAAAAAAUCUGAAAAAGAGAAGGACAAAAAAAGGACUUUUGAGUAGACAACCCUUCUAGCAGUAAGAAGCAAUAACUCCUGUAGUGAUCUCUCUCUCUCUCUCUCUCUCUCUCUCUCUCUCUCUCUCUCUCUCUCUCUCUCUCUCUCUCUCUCGACAAUUUGGAUUUCUUUUCCAGAGAUACAGACCCAAAGUGUCCGUCCAGUAAGCAGAUCUGACUUGCUUAUGAAUAAUAUUUUUAUUUUGUACAUACAUACAGAUAGUUUAAUAAUAAAAAAUAAAGAUUUUAAAUGAAGGAAUGUGGAGUUUUAAAAAAAAAAAAAAAGGAAAAAAAAUGGUAGGAACACAUUGAUCCCCUCUGGUAGACCUGUUGCCUCUGUUGCUGUUUGGUCCUUGCUAUUUGAACUGUUUUUUGUGUCCGCUGUGUGUAUGUUAAAUUAUAUUUUCUCUAAUACAGAUGGCCAUGGGCCAGACAUUGUGGCAUGGACAGUGUUACUUUGUUCGUUUUGCUGGUUGAAAGGUUCAAAUGUUUCCACUCUGUAGCCAGACCAAAAGAAGGCAUACAUACACACACACAGUUUUCAAUUUUCUUUCUCUGGGAGGGGAGGAAACUGAAAUAUACGGUCCACACCAAACCAAAGUGGAGAUUAAAAAUUUGAGAUAAGGUUCCAUGCCAGCUUAUGAGAGGCUUUGUGAAACUUACAUCUCCUAUGGAGCUGUCUAGUUUCUCAUUCUUGGAGAUUACGUUGAGGUCGGUGGAGAGUUUGAAUGUCUAUGGCAAGGUAAACUCAUAAAAAAAUUGUAAUUAAUAUCACUGAUGCCUUGUUUAUCUGUUCUGCGAAGGAACCCAGCAUACACGUGUCACAAAGUCGAAUCCAAAGUAAACUGAAUAUGAGGAAUUCAAUCUAAUGUCCUCUGGAACUUGAUCUCAAAUUUUAGCCCUUGGUGGAAGACCCUUAUUUUUACACUGAAGACAUAAUUAGUUAUGAAAACUCCCUUCCCUCCCCACAUUCACAAAAGUGUAUUUAUUUGAUCAGUUAAUUUUUUUCCUUUUCUGUUUUGGUUAGUUCAUUUUAUUUUCAAGGUGACAUGCAUUCCACUGUCAUUUAGUGCAUAAGGUGUAUUUUAUUCACAUAUUUUAAAAAGCUUCUGGGCCGAACUGUUUUCUUUUCCUACACCUUCUCUUUUAUUUAAUCAACGUGCACUAGUUGGUGUCAUGCUCUGCUGUAAGCCGUUCUUCAGUGCUUUCUCUUGCCGCUCAGUCAAGAAGCCAUAAAUGCUCUGUGAUUGAGAAUUGUCCAUAUUUAUUUUUGUCCUUCUUGCAAUAACACAAAAAAAGCAACAAAAAAAAUCUAAUUUAUUGGUUUGUUUCUCUGUAAUUUUAGUGUCACCUCUUUUUUUGAUUCUUUAAAUGUCACUUUUUCUUUUCGUUUGCAGAAUUUGGUUAUUUUAAUAUAUUGGAGGGGCAAAAAAAAACAACAACAAACGUUUUGUAGCCAUUUUAUUUAUUGAAUUCCCACCCCUCCAUUCUGUUGCUGAUAUCUGGUGCUUGAAAUGUCAUCAGCCCAGAAUGAGAUUCCUUCGUGUCAGGGUAGCGACCUGUCUGUAAAAAGCUACAUCCAAUUCAGUCCUUAUAGUCCAGUGUAGUCCAUGUGGAUUGUCCUUUUAAGGUCAUGUUAACAAGAGGCUUCAGAGGCAACAUGACUUGUUUUUAAGGUGUCAGUAUUUGCAAUCAGCGAAACACUCCACUGGCGAGAAGACCUCGUAUGAGUGCAGCUGCCUUUACUGCGUGUGUGUUAAGUCAUUAUCACUGUUGUCAAUGAAGCUUGAUCUUAAAGAAGAGAAUUGGAAAUGUGAUGUCAGGAUGUUGUGGUGGCCUCGUACGGCUCUGAGAAGAAGCUCUCUCUCUCUCUCUCUCUGUCUCUCUCUCCCUCUGUCUCUCUCUCUCUUUCUUUCUCUCCCUCUCUGUUUUGGCCGAUGAGAAGAAUCUAACUUUUAAAGAAGAACAUAGUAAUAAUAAAUAGUAAAAGAUGUUUAAAAGUGGUGCUCUUCUUCAGCAAAUGGCCAAACCUGUGGCGAGACUCCUCGCCCCCUCCUUGUGUGCACUAUAGCCUACCUGCCACCGAGGAGGGGCUGUUUCUUUUCCGCUCGUCAUCUCUUAUGACUCCAUUCUUUUUCUCUUUUCUGUUGUUACUUUUGUUUUGUUUUCAGAGUAUUGCGUUGUUCUAUUUUUUUCUCUCUCUCUCUGAAAUCUGCACUAUGAUAAAUGUGGGGCCCAUUGUAAUGACAGUGUUCCUCCGAUGACGCCACACCAAAACGCGUUGGGCCCGCCGCCCGUAUCCUGGCGACCACCGAGUCGCCCAGGGAUGAAGGACUGAUCCAAGGUGGCAGAUGGGAUUGGCUACAGCCUGUAUUCAGCCUGCCGGUGUUGGCUUGGAAUUCACUGAGAAGGGAGAGCGGGCUGUCAAUUAAAUAAAGCUAUUCCACCCUGGAA
Alosa sapidissima (American shad) is the source of this 5058-nucleotide messenger RNA. It is a transcript of the gene mxi1, whose product is annotated as max interactor 1, dimerization protein. NCBI's taxonomy places the organism in Eukaryota, Metazoa, Chordata, Actinopteri, Clupeiformes, Clupeidae. Gene Ontology annotation, molecular function: DNA-binding transcription factor activity, RNA polymerase II-specific; RNA polymerase II cis-regulatory region sequence-specific DNA binding; protein dimerization activity. The coding region runs from base 456 to 1160 and encodes 234 amino acids. Gene Ontology annotation, biological process: regulation of transcription by RNA polymerase II. The record is from RefSeq and is a predicted model, not a curated record. The transcript has 6 exons.